CGGCCCCGGCCCCUGCCCAUGAGGCCCUGAUGGGAAACACAAAGGAUCUGGCCACCCGAAGUGAACCGCAGAGACGGGGCAGACACAGAGGACGGGACCGGCUGUGAGGGCCCCGGUUUGGAGCGGACUGGAAUAAGCACUCUUCUCAGAGGCCGAGCACCGUCCCCGCCCCGAGCGGAGGAGGAGGAGGCGGGCUUCGUUCGGGAUGUUUGACGGCUAUGAGAGUUGCAGCGAGGACACGAGUAGCAGCUCCAGCUCGGACGAGAGCGAAGAGGAGGUGGCCCCUUUGCCCUCCAGCCUCCCGCUUAUCAAAAACAAUGGGCAGGUCUACACCUAUCCGGACGGCAAGUCAGGCAUGGCCACCUGUGAGAUGUGCGGCAUGGUGGGAGUCCGCGACGCCUUUUACUCCAAAACCAAGCGUUUCUGCAGCGUCUCGUGUUCCCGAAGUUACUCCUCCAACUCCAAGAAGGCCAGCAUUCUGGCCAGGCUUCAGGUAACGGGCAAGCCUCCAACCAAGAAGGCCAAGGUUCUCCAGAAACAGCCCCUGGUAGCCAAGCUAGCCGCGUACGCUCAGUACCAAGCGACCUUGCAGAGCCAGGCCAAGACGAAGGCCGCCACGGUCUCUGUGGAAGGCUUCAGCUGGGGCAACUACAUCAACAGCAAUAGCUUCACAGCGGCUCCGGUCACGUGUUUCAAGCAUGCACCCAUGGGGACCUGCUGGGGAGACAUCGCCGACAACAUCCGGGUCGAAGUGCCCAACACGGACUGCAGCCUCCCUACCAAAGUCUUCUGGAUCGCGAGCGUCGUAAAAAUCGCAGGCUACAGCGCUCUGCUGCGCUACGAAGGGUUCGAGAACGACUCCAGCCUGGACUUCUGGUGCAGCGUGUGCGGCUCCGACAUCCACCCCGUGGGCUGGUGUGCCACCAGCGGGAAGCCCCUGGUCCCCCCGCGGACCAUCCAGCACAAGUACACAAACUGGAAGACCUUUCUAGUGAAACGUCUUACCGGUGCCAAAACGCUUCCUCCUGACUUCUCCCAAAAGGUGACCGAAAGCAUGCAAUACCCCUUCAAGCCUUCCAUGAGAGUAGAAGUGGUGGACAAGACGCACCUCUGUCGGACCCGGGUAGCGGUGGUGGAGAGGGUGAUCGGCGGGCGGCUGCGCCUGCUGUACGAGGAGAGCGAGGACAAGUCCGAUGACUUCUGGUGCCACAUGUACAGCCCGCUGAUUCACCACAUCGGCUGGUCCCGGAGCAUCGGCCAUCGGUUCAAAAGACCCGAUAUCACAAAGAAACAGGAUGGACAUUUUGAUACGCCACCGCAUUUAUUUGCUAAGGUAAAAGAAGUAGACCAAAGUGGGGAGUGGUACAAAGAAGGGAUGAAGCUGGAAGCUAUCGAUCCCUUAAACCUGUCUGCGAUAUGCGUGGCGACCAUUAGGAAGGUGCUGGCCGACGGAUUCCUCAUGAUCGGGAUCGACGGCUCGGAAGCGGCGGACGGGUCGGACUGGUUUUGUUACCACGCCACCUCCCCAUCCAUUUUCCCCGUUGGUUUCUGUGAAAUUAACAUGAUCGAGCUAACGCCACCCAGAGGUUAUACGAAACUCCCUUUCAAAUGGUUUGACUAUCUCAGGGAAACCGGCUCCAUUGCAGCACCAGUAAAGCUGUUCAACAAGGACGUUCCGAACCACGGAUUCCGCGUGGGAAUGAAACUGGAGGCCGUGGACCUCAUGGAGCCCCGCCUGGUGUGCGUGGCCACGGUGACACGCAUCAUCCACCGCCUGUUGAGGAUCCAUUUCGACGGCUGGGAAGACGAGUACGACCAGUGGGUGGACUGCGAGUCCCCCGACCUCUACCCCGUGGGCUGGUGCCAACUGACUGGCUACCAACUGCAGCCCCCGGCACCCCAGACCACGAGAGAGAGCCAGUCGGGGUCGUCGAAGCAGAAGAAGAAAGCCAAGUCCCACCAGUACAAAGGACACAAGAAAAUGACUCCGCUGCAGCUGAAGGAGGAGCUGCUGGACGGGGAGGAGUACGGCUUCCUCCAGGGAGCAUCCGACCAAGAGAGCGGCGGCUCCGCCAGCCACUACAUCAAGCAAGAGCCCUGAGGCGCGGCUCACCUCCCGAGCCAUUCGGGGCCGACCCAUCUCCGAGGCCGCCCCCAGAAGAGAUUUCAGUUCAGAUUUCCUUCCUUUUGUUUCUUUUUUUUUUAAUUUGAGGUGGGUAGGGAAACUAUU
Tachyglossus aculeatus (Australian echidna) is the source of this 2230-nucleotide messenger RNA. RefSeq names its product mbt domain containing 1 (gene MBTD1). The coding region runs from base 206 to 2101 and encodes 631 amino acids. Lineage: Eukaryota; Metazoa; Chordata; Mammalia; Monotremata; Tachyglossidae. The transcript has 17 exons. The record is from RefSeq and is a predicted model, not a curated record. Gene Ontology annotation, molecular function: zinc ion binding. Gene Ontology annotation, cellular component: nucleus. Gene Ontology annotation, biological process: regulation of DNA-templated transcription.